UCUUCAAUUCACCUUUUGCUUUGCUGAAAAAGGCCCAAUGGCGAGAGACGAUGACUACGACUAUUUGUUCAAGGUGGUGCUGAUUGGCGAUUCGGGCGUGGGCAAGUCCAACCUCCUCUCCAGGUUCACUCGGGAUGAGUUCAACCUGGAGUCCAAGUCCACCAUCGGCGUGGAGUUCGCCACCAAGAGCAUCACCACCAACGGCAAGGUGAUCAAGGCACAGAUCUGGGACACGGCCGGCCAGGAGCGGUACAGGGCCAUCACCAGCGCGUACUACAGAGGUGCGGUGGGAGCUUUGCUGGUGUAUGACAUCUCCAAGAGGGUCACCUUUGAGAACCUUGAGCGCUGGCUACAGGACGGCUUCGGGAUCAUGCGGACCCCAACAUCGUCAUCAUGCUGGUGGGAAACAAGGGGGACCUUCGUCAUCUUCGGGCUGUCGGGCAAGAUGAGGCACUGGCCUUUGCAGAGAAGCAUGGCCUCGCCUGCAUUGAGACAUCUGCGCUCGAAGCCACCAAUGUGGAGACUGCCUUCAUGAGGCUCCUCUCAGAGAUUUACACGCUCAUGAGCUCUCGGCAGGUCACCGACGGGGAUUCCUUCCGGGCGAACCAGCCAACGAUUCAGGUGGAAGCUGUCCAAUCCGCGCCGGCGCGCAACGGUUGCUGCUCCUGAGUAUCGAAAUGGCGCACCGUGCAGUUGUGCCAUUGCUAUGCCUCGGCAGCGUGAGCAAGCCAAUGUGUGCGACUGACUAGCUUGUACAUUG
Molecule: messenger RNA, 760 nt
Organism: Effrenium voratum
Lineage: Eukaryota; Dinophyceae; Suessiales; Symbiodiniaceae
Source: the annotation of a GenBank genome assembly